ACGUGCGGCCUGGCGAUGUGCUCACAUUGAUGAUGUCUCCAUUACAGGCGGAAUAAAGGAUUAGGCGGUUUACAAGAUGGAGGAGGAUGAGGGCUUCGCUGAACCGAGGCAAACGUGCAAUAUGAAUAUUUCGUCCACUACAGAUUGUUUAGAAAGCACUCAGAUAAUGGCUUCAGAGCAAGAAACAUUGGUAAAACCAACACCACUUCUGCUAAAACUAUUGAAAUCUGCAGGUGCACAAACUGAGAUAUUUACAAUGAAGGAGGUUAUAUACCAUCUUGGUCAGUACAUUAAGGCCAAGCAGUUGUAUGACGAGAAGCAACAGCAUAUUGUCCACUGCUCCAAUGAUCCUCUAGGAGAACUAUUUGGGGUACAAAGCUUUUCUGUAAAAGAACCCAGGAGGCUGUAUGCAAUGAUUUCUAAGAAUCUGAUAACCGCAGCUUCACAAGACUUUUCUGAAUCUAUAUCACGUGAAAAGGAAGCAUGCAGUGUCUCACACAAGCUUAAUACACAAAAGGAAUUUACACAAGGUAUACAAGAAAAACUAACAUCUCCUGCAUCUACAACAAGAUCGAGUAGCUCAUCUCAGCGAAAAAUCAACAGUGAAACAGAAGAGAAUUUUGGAAACGAUUCACCUACUGAUCAACAAAGAAGGCGGCAUAAAUCCGAUAGUAUUUCACUAACAUUUGAUGAAAGUCUUUCGUGGUGGGUGAUAAGCGGUUUACGCUGCGAUAGAAAUAAUAGUGAAUCCACAGAUACUUCCUCUACUCCUGCAAUUGAUAUACCACCUGCAAGUGAAAACUCUGAAUAUUUGGACUCUGAUUCUGACCAAUUCAGUGUUGAGUUUGAGGUUGAGUCUAUAUACUCGGAUGAUUACAGUCCUAGUGGAGAUGAAAAUGGACUUACAGAUGAAGGUGAUGAUGACAUGAAUGAUGAGGUUUACCAAGUGACAAUAUAUCAGGCUGAAGAUAGCAACACUGACUCUUUCGAUGAAGAUACUGAAAUUUCAGAAGCUGAUUACUGGAAGUGCCUAAAAUGCAACGAGGUUAAUCCUCCUCUUCCCAGUCAUUGCCCCAGAUGCUGGUCUCUCCGUAAGGAUUGGCUUCCUGAUCAAAAUAAAAACCAAGAUCAAAUCUUGAAGAGGAAAACUAUGGCAGGAACUGAAGAAAAUGAAGGCUUUGAUGUUCCUGACUGUAAAAAGGCAAAACUUUCAGGCUCUCUGGACUCAAGUGUUGGGAAACUGGAGGACGAAGGCAUACAAAGUUCAGAAUCGCAGGAAGCGGAGGACUUUUCUCAGCCAUCCACGUCUGGCAGCAUAGCGUCUUGCAGUCAAGAGGAAUCCAAGGAUGGUGAACGCGAUGAAAGUGCGGAGUCAACACUUCCUUUAUCAAGCGCCGAGCCAUGUGUUAUUUGUCAGACGAGACCCAAAAAUGGCUGCAUUAUUCAUGGAAGAACGGGCCAUCUAAUGGCAUGCUUUUCUUGUGCAAGAAAGCUCAAAAGAAGAAACAAACCAUGUCCAGUGUGCAGGCAACCAAUUCAGAUGAUUGUGUUAACCUACUUCAGCUAGAAACCAUUUGCCGACAGGACACUUUAUACAGGAAUUAAGGACAAAUCUGCAUAUACAAAGUGUGUGUGUGCGUGUAUAUGUCUGUCUGUCUAUUUUGCUACAACCCUACACACUGUUUUGUUUUAUAUUCACUGUAUACAGGGCCCACAGUUAAACGUCAUUACUGAAAAUAGGACCCAUUUGUGAAUAUUUAGCAAAAAGGUAAAAUAUAAUCUGAGUUUUGCGCUAUCACCUUUUUCAUUCUGUCAAUAUGCACAGUGUAUGAAGUGACAAUACACUGAGGUGAUUUUUAAGCUGCACUGGUUUAUAUUUUUGGAUUUUAGCACAUGUAUCUCCCUUUUUAUUGUUUGUAUUUUUGCGCGUGUGUGUAUAUGUGUAUAUAUUUUUAACUUAUGGAAGAUUACAAAAGUUAUAUUUGGCAAAUGCAAUGUUUGGACCUAUGUUGUGUGUGGCACUUUAAAUGGCUUUUCAAAAAUUUGGAAUACCGGAUGAUUGUUGGAACCUUAAUGUACAUACUUUUUUCACAGGUGGUGGAAUCACACACAGGCCCAACUGAGCGAGCUAUAGUUCCAAUUGUUGUACAUUGUAUCAGAGAAACAUGUUUCUUUAUCUUUUUUUUUUUUUUUUUUUCUUUUAUUCUUUUUAUUUUCCUAAUUUGCAGUAGAAAUUUAAUGAAAUGAAUUGAAGAUGAGAGAAAAUGUAGGAACUAUGCUUAAUUUGUCCAGUUAACUGUACAUCUUUAAUGAAUAUCCAAUAAAAAUAAUAUUUUGAGGAUAAAGGCAAUAAUUUGGAGGAAGUUCUUUUUUAACAGAUUCAGUGCUAAGCAUUCUUUGUUGUAGCUUUACCAGCUAAGCUUUUCUCGAACUACAACUACAUACUGGCCUCCCCUUGUAUUUUAGGAGGGUUUAGUUUCAUUUGCACCUCCUUUUGGCACAGAUCCAUUUUCACUGAGCUCCAUAAAUAUUAUUGCUACUGCAGUCGAACAUGAGCGUAGUGACAGAAGGUAAUCUGAAGCUCUGAUUUUACUACAUUGUUUCUUUCCACCGCUAGAUAGUUGGAUAUUCCACCCACCAUAUUCAUUAAAAUCUUCAGGUCACUCGUAUAAAGGGUUGUACCGGUCAAAGAUGUGUAUCAUUCUUGGGGAGUAAAUGUUUAAUAGUUUCUAAAUCCUGACAGAAUAUUGUGAUUUUCAGAUUUAUUUUUUUCCAGGCAUCUUAAGUUCCACCUUUUUGCAAAAGAAACAUUUAUUUGCUUUAUCACCGAACUCUUGUUGGUGGUCAUAUUGAGCGUAUUCACAAAUCUAUUAUAUAAGGAAAGUAAAUUUCAGGCUUAAAUUGAAUAGUUGGGGAGUUUUUCAGGCCUGUCUAUUUGGGCCAAAGUUUGCAAUGACUUUGUCAUUCCCCUUUAGUGAACAAUCUCUAUAUAUUCAUAUUCUUCUUUGAUUUUCUAGAGUGCAUAUCUGUUCAUCAAAUAUGAACAGACAUGUCACUGACAAUAUAACAAUUUCAGAACAUAUAUUUAUCAACAUUAAUCUGUCAUUUUAGCCUUCUACAUAUGUCAUUUAAAAGCUUGAAUAAAGUGAAAUUAUGUCCUUAACAAAUAUAUUGCAUUGCCCAUUAACCUGGUAUUUGCUUCAGAUUCACAUUUUUCUCAAUCUUUAGUUGAAGUUUUGCAAUAUUUAUUUGCUACGCUUACUAUGUAAUGUGUUGCUCCAAGGUUUGGAGGCGUUAUACUAUAUAACUGGAGUGAAAGUAUUUGUUGUGUGCACUUCAUAAUGUAUGUUUGUUUUUACUUGUAUGUGUUGAUAGUCAUAAACGUUACCGUGCUUGUUUUCUACAUGUCGGUUUGCCUUGAUGGGUAGUGUGUCUCCUAUGCAGAUUAUAAUCUUUCAGUGCCUUAUCGUAACCAUUCCUGAAGACCCAUUGGUUGCACCUGUUGAUGGACUCAGUCUGGAUACGGAAAUGUCCUCUUAACACUUUUACGGAUCGAAUUACAGCUCCAUGUGCCAAUUACACUCCUUAAAAGACCUUUCUCUGAUACUAAAAUAUGUGCCGUAGCUACCUCUGUUCCAGUUUGCAUCCUUGUAAUAUGAAAUGUGUCCUGUCUGGUAACAAUGCAACUUAUUUUACAAAUUUCAAUGUAUUUACAAAAUGUAUGUAAACUGCUUAUCACUCUCAUUGUAUUGUGCUCUUUUUUCUGUUUUUGUUUUUUUUUGCGUAUGUGUAACAAGUAUUCUAUAUUUUUUGGAAAA
This is a messenger RNA of Pelobates fuscus (common spadefoot toad), 3818 nucleotides long. RefSeq names its product MDM2 proto-oncogene (gene MDM2). The record is from RefSeq and is a predicted model, not a curated record. The coding region runs from base 77 to 1567 and encodes 496 amino acids. Gene Ontology annotation, molecular function: p53 binding; ubiquitin protein ligase activity; identical protein binding. The transcript is spliced from 11 exons. Gene Ontology annotation, cellular component: nucleus. Lineage: Eukaryota; Metazoa; Chordata; Amphibia; Anura; Pelobatidae. Gene Ontology annotation, biological process: regulation of cell cycle; negative regulation of apoptotic process; regulation of gene expression.